AUUUUAAAUUAAGAAAUAAUUGUAUGUUAACGGUUAGGAUGGAUAUGAAGACCUUAAAAGGGCUCAUAGCUCAUCAGUCUUGACAUUGCUUCGAUCACUUUUGUCUCGUCAAUUCCAUAGAGAGCGAGCUAGAGCCUAGACAUAGAGAAAGUAUGAGCAUUGUGGUGAGCAAGUCGGCGCCGGUGGUCGUCCGGCCAUCGCAGCCGCCGGUGAAGACUACCUCCGGCAGCAAGAUCGUUCUGUCGCCUAUGGACAAGCCUAGUUCCAUGAUGCCAACCACAGUGCUACUUGCGUUCGACCAUCCCACCAUCCAAUCAGAGUGCACGGCGGAGACCAUCAAGAGAGGUCUCGCUCAAGCGCUCGUCCCCUACUAUCCUAUCGCCGGCCGCCUUUCCUGCGACGACGACGGCGAUUUCUACAUCGACUGCACCGGCGAGGAGCUCGGAGUCACGUUCGUGGCGGCGUCCGCCAACUGCACCAUGGAGGAGCUCAUGUGUUGCGUCGACGACCAGCCUCCCGACGCCGAGACGGCGGUGGUGCAGCAGCUCGCCUUCAACUGCACGCCCGACGACCUUCAUCACCGUCUGCUGUGGAUGCAGGUCACCACACUCUCCUGUGGAGGCUUCGUAGUCGGGGUGACAUGGAACCAUGGCCUGGCUGACGGCUUCGGCAUGGCACAGUUCAUACAAGCCGUCGGCGAGCUCACCCGUGGCCUGCCAUCGCCGUCCGUCGUCCCGGUCAGGUUAGACGACGACAACAACGCCACCCAGGCCAUACCUCCCUUCGCCAUGGCCGUUUAUCAGUUUAUGUCCAGCUCCAGCCACAAGGCAUCCAUCGACCACACCUUCAACAACAUCACCGUCCCGUCGAGCUUGAUCGACCACAUCCGAUUCCGAGGACGACGAACCAACGACGACGUCACCGUGUUCGAGGCUGUCGCCGCCGUGCUUUGGCAGUGCCGUACCCGGGCGGUGAUGAAAAAUCCGGAGGCCCCCGCCGUACUGCUCUUCGCGGUGAAUGCGCGAAAGUAUCUCGGAGCCAAGGACGGGUACUACGGAAACUGCAGCACGAUGCACGUGGCCGUGGCGAAGAGCGGCGCGGUGGCGAACGCCGACAUCAACGACAUUGUAGACAUCAUACGGCGCGCCAAGGAGCGGAUACCGGAGCAGCUCAAGAUGACCGGCGGCAGCGACAUGACGAUGCUACGGGAGCUCGCCGAUGACCAUCGUCUGGAUGGAUAUGAGAGCCUGCUCUACUUGACAUCAUGGCGAAACAUCGGAUUCGAAGAUGUUGACUUCGGCAGCGGGAAGACGGCGAGGGUGAUGACCUACCCGCAGAGGGUGGUGCUCUCCAUGUCGAUGAUGGUAAAGGCUAUGCCGAUCUGCGUCAUGCUCAAGGCAACAGAGCAAGGGGCUAGGGUGAUGUCAGCGUGUGUUACAGCUCACCACGUCGAUGCAUUCCAUGACGAAAUCGCAAAGCUCAACGCCACCGCCUGAUUAAUAAACUAUGCGAAGCAUUUCCCUAAAUGAAUAAAAUUGGUCAAACCCCUACUACUGUUAUUAUGAUUAUAUCCCUUCUUCAAUUUGUGAUAUUUAAUUAUCUACAGAAAAAUUUAAAUGUAUCAUGCACGCAUCAACAAUUUAUAUGGUGU
Oryza sativa Japonica Group (Japanese rice) is the source of this 1651-nucleotide messenger RNA. Its product is annotated as acyl transferase 15. Lineage: Eukaryota; Viridiplantae; Streptophyta; Magnoliopsida; Poales; Poaceae. The record is from RefSeq and is a predicted model, not a curated record.